Messenger RNA from Macrosteles quadrilineatus (aster leafhopper), 6637 nucleotides. RefSeq lists its product as uncharacterized. The coding region runs from base 154 to 3579 and encodes 1141 amino acids. The transcript has 16 exons. The record is from RefSeq and is a predicted model, not a curated record. NCBI's taxonomy places the organism in Eukaryota, Metazoa, Arthropoda, Insecta, Hemiptera, Cicadellidae.
UGUGAGACCUCCAACCGCGUAAGGCGUAGUCGUAGUGCAGUGAACGUCGCAACUAGUUGUCGGCAUAUCGAACCCAUUAUUGGAUUAAUCUGGAUAAUUUGAUCAAGGUUGUUCCUGUUGCUUUCGGAGAGCCAUGAUCGCACUGCUGUAGUCAUGUCUUGUCCUCGAUUCGUCCAGAAUGCUUGGAAGAGAGACUUGUGCUCAAACUGCUUCAAGGGCAAGGAGGACCAUGCGCCUGUGGUUGACAAUCGAGCUCGCUACCUGGCUAACCUCAAAGAGAUCACCAAACUGCCUCCACCACCCGGUAUUUUGAAAGGAGUCAUAAGGAAGAAUGUUUCCGCAUUUAAAGUGCAUUUUCCUAAUGAGGAAUCUCAAAUCAUCGGCUAUGGAGGUGAUGAGUUAUCCGAUUAUGAAGAAGAAGAAUUACCAAGUCCUAAUGAAAAUGGGGCGUAUGAAGAAAAUCCAGCAGAUGAAGAAGAGUAUAAAAAAUUCCAAGAACUUACAGAAUCUAACACUGAAUUUAAUAAGGAUCCAGCUAACCUUCUCAAUGGGCCGACAAAAGAAGAGGAAAAAACUAAAAAACAAACAGCCACCUCUUUGAAACUUGGCCAAGUUAAAAGUACUUCCGACGGUAAGAAGCAAACACUUUUAGUUUCAGUUCAACCUUUUGGGUCCACGGCAACAUCAACACCCUUGGCUGUGAGUCGAAAAACUCAUUUAAAUAAUCUUCUUCAUGAUGCCACAGACUCUCUUAACUUGUCCAAUCCAAGUGCAAAUGCUGCCCUUCCAAAACUCAAGUCAGAAACCAAUAGUAUUAAGACUGAAAUGUUGUAUGACGAUGUUGGCUCUCCAAGCGUAAAAUGUAGUAUAUCUUUGCCUGAAAUUCCACAUGUAAAUAAUAUAUUUGUUGAUAGUAAGCUCAACUGUGAGGAUAGUGUACAUAUAGCAGAUAGUUUAGUGGACAGCAAGAUUGAGGACAGUAUAAAUAAGACUGAACGAAGUGCUGAAACUAGAUUAAGUUCUUUGAUAGAAGGAAAGCGCAGUCAUAUUACAAGAGGUACAACUUUAACCAAAUCUCAUGAGCAAGUAAAGACUAAGAGAUAUUAUCAGAUCGGGCCAGAUAGCCCUGACGAUGAAAUUGCAAUCUCAGAAAGCAUUUAUAAAAAAUUAGGAAGUGACCUGAAAUCUAACAACAGUACUUUUAGCAAAGCAAAAGAUACAAUAAAGUUAAAAUCAAGCUUUCAACAUAAUAAUGUAAAAAAUAUCGCUAACGGUCUCUUUAGCAGUAAACUCUUGAAGAAGGAAUUCGGUAUACAAUCUGAUUUACAGUUGACAAGAAUGAAAUCACUAGAUUGUAUUGAAACAAACACGAGUUCCAUCAGCCAAGGAGAUGGGAAAGAGAAUGAACCAAAGCAAAUGAAAGUAGAUGGUAGCCUAUUUGACGACAACCCAUCACCUCUUGUCAAGGAUGAAGUUCUGCUGAUAGAUGGAGUGCCUGCUGAGAGUAGAGAAAUGGCAGGAGAACCUGAUGGCAGAGCUGACUCUGAUGACACUGAUGAACCUCCCCCAGAGCUACCUACUACUCCUCCCCCCCUCCUGACGGAUCCCCUACCUCGACCAUCCUUCCUACACAACCUCACCAAAGAUAAACCAAAACUUCCAACAAAACCCAAGAUGAGGGACAAGAGCCCACCAAAAGAUUUGGCCCUGGAUGAAGGUGGACAUCAGGAUCCCAACCUCUCCCCUGCUUCGAGGCAUAGUCUCAUCACCAAGCGCCAGGCUCCACAACCUCCCCUCGGGGAGAGUCCUCCAAAGGGUGAGAUGACUACGCCAGAGCCGAGUCCUCCUGGAAGACAAAGAGCCGCCAGCUGCAGUCCUCUGCCCAAUGAUGGCUCACAGACACCUGAGCAUGAGGCCCGACGCAGCAUGUCUCUCAGUCAUGAAACUCUCUCAAACUCUGCACCUCUACCAGUUUUUGAUAAAAAGAAGUCGAACAAGAUGCGUUCAACACUUCGCAAGAUCCUCCGUUUGGCAAGUCGUGAUGAGGUGGAGGUAUUGACCCCCCCUGUACCUCCGCCACGACCUCGCCUUGAGAUCAUCCACCCCCUCGACCUCAACAAGUCUGGGGUCCAGGUCCUACGAGGAGAUGGCAGUGUGGUGCCUCCUAACAGGAAAUCGAGCAGUUCUUCUGAGUCUCCAUCAUCGCCAACAUCUCCUGUAUCGCCGGGCUUUCAUGGUCGCCCCAGCAAGCCGCCCCCUCCCCCUCGCAGCCACUCGCUUGACUCUAACAUCGGAGACACUCGACCAGCUCGCCCUCCUCCUCCUUCUACUUCAGUAUAUGUCAACUUGGGUGAAUUAAGAUCCACGGUUGCUCCAGCUAAACCUCAAAGGACAGCAAGCCUUCGUGAGAAAGAUAAGGACAAUCUGGACUCUACCUAUCAGUCCACUUCUACGUUACAGAUGUCUGAGAACCUGUAUGAGAGUGUGGUGCCAGAGUGUGAUCUGAACAGAGAUCGGACGUCGCUACCUUACUACGGGAGUGAGACUGAGUCCGAUAUAUACUGCCCGUACACUUUUGCUAACAGCUCCAAGAAGGCAGAGGAGCUGAGAGGCAAGAGUCAAUGUGUUAUUCACAAGAACCUGGAGGACAACUACAGCGCUGUCACUGUAACCAAUCAUGAGGCUUUGUCUCAGUUGUUAGAACAAGUAGGUCAGGCUCCACUGGUACCACCUACACUUAGGGCUAUGAAGGGUUGCUCCACUCUACAAUGGACGGACUUCACUGUGGAGGGUGGAGCGGGGGAGGUGGUGGGUGGUCGUGUGUUUCUGCCUGCAACGUGGGAACAGACUCCCGUGUCUCUGUGUCUCACCUCAGGACAGUCACAUCUGCCUCCACAUCUACACCCGAUAACACAGUUCUUUGACGUGGUCGCCAGCCAAUACCUCCGCCAGGACAAAACUGAACUAGUUCAAGUGUCAGUGGCAGUGCUAGUUAGGCAGGAGUUCCUGACAGUCGCGAGCCUGGCAUCGCAGCUGACUGCUACGGGGGGAGUGAGGUUGGCAGCACUGGUGAUGCUGCAGGUAGUCUCUUGCCUCAGAACUCUGCAGGCCCAAGGUCACACAGAGGCCAGUCUAGGUCACCUGAUAGUGUGCAGGGAAGACCAACAAGCUGCUCCACGAGUCUUUCUGCUACCUCAGCACAAGGACAAAGGUUCAGACAACAUGUCGCUGUGUCAGUGUGCGCUGCGUGCUCUGAGCCUCAUAUCUCUGCCAGAGGCACUUACCAGCAUUGUACACUCAGUGCUAAGUGACAACCAGACGCCAUCUCUCGCCAGAGCCCAGAGUGCUCUAGAGAUGUGGCUAUGGGGACCCACACACUUGCCACAAACUUCUGAUGAACAGGCUUGUCUGCAGCGUUGGCUAGACCUAGAGAGAGCCAACAUACUACAGUCUCUUGCAGUCCAAAGACCUACAAACCUGAGUAGCAGUGACUAUUGUCAUCUCAGCUUCCUGGUGCGGACCAAUGCUAAAAGCCUCUCUGAUGCUUUGACCCUGCUUUCUUCUAAUGCAACUACAUGAUUUUUUGGUUGUACAAAAUCUGCCAUACUACAAAUUUCUCAAGUCCUCCCAAGCCUGCUCAAUAUUUUAGGGUACUGUUAUGUAUUAUUUUAUUAUGUACAUUUUGUUAAGCAUUGUAAUUAAUAUUUGUGUAAGUUAAUUUAACGGUUUUUAUCACCAAGACUUUGUUUUAUACAAAUUGCUCAUUAUAUUUAUGUAAGUUGUUUAAUUUUAAGAUGAUAUUGCUGUUAUUUAAGACAGGUUUAUCACUCAUGACAAUCAAUGUGCCCCUACCCAGUUUUUAUUUAAAUAUGACGUAGAGUAAUACUCAAUGUAAUCAAGCUUUAUGAAUAAACACAAUUUAAUUUAUAUUUUUACAUAGCUUUUGACAAAGGAGCUCCAUAGUGACUAUUGUAAUGACCAUGAUUUGAUUUUGCUUUACAGUGACAUUGAUUCAUAGAUUUAAUCAAUUUUGAAUCAUUCCAUGAAAGUAAAGCACUAAUUAGUAAUUACACAACUCUUUUAGUCCGUAGUCUGAUGUCCAAAUCCUACAAGUAGGCUGGGAGUGGUAUAUGCAAAUGUGAAAUGUACCCAAGCUGAUCCGCAACAUAACACCACACAUGUUGCAUGGUAUAACACCACACAAUACAUGGUCUUGAGGAUAUUACAGCAGACCAAGUAGGUUUGUAUAUGGGUAGAACUAUACAUUCCAUUCCCAUGUUCAAGUUAUGAUCAUUUUUGGAAUAAAAAUAACAAAGCUGGCUUGAGUCACUGACAAAGUGCAAUGUUAAUUUGUAAUUUCAUUCAAAUACACCAACUUUUUUGACAACUCAAAUUAAAAGGACAAACUAAUAGUAAACUGUUGCAUAUUUUAUGCCACAUACAAAAAAUUCUGGGGAAAAAGUAAAUUUUUAUCAAUGGCAGCAAAAACGGCAGUUUUUAAUACAUGCGUUGCGGGUCUAAAGUAGUUCUUAUACAACCUAGGAAGUAAAAAGCCUUUUAGUCCCUAAGGAGAGAAAAACGGUUUUAGUCCCUACGGAGUAAAAGUCAGCUGUUGUAAAUUUUGAUUGUAAGCAAUAGCAUGUAUCGAAAUUAUGUAUCGAUUGAUUACAUUGGCUGUAGCUAAUUGUUGCAUUAUUUUCAUAGUUUGACAUAACCAAUACUGUAGUAUAAUGUUCACUACACAAACACAAUUGUAAUAAACUAAAUUAUUGAACCCCUUACUAAACAGUUACUUAUUUACAUUAUCAAAAUUGAAAACAAGUUGGAAGGAGGACUUCGGGCCCAAGGCAGAGAUGUCAUGGGUUCGUAUCCUGGUCACUGCCGCAAACAUUUUAUCAGUAGACCCUACUGUUCACCUUUGUACUGUACCGGCUCACCCUUUGCUUUGCUGUAUACAUUCCACGCACAGAUCUGUAGUCUAUAUGGACGGGCACAUGCAAGGUUAAACAUCUUUAAAAAAAUUAAAAAUAAGAAAUGGAUGUUGAAUGUAAAAAAUAAAUUGUAAAAAAUAAAACAUAAAUUGUAACAUGUUAAUAAAUCUGAAUAAAGUGUGUAGCUCAAUACUAUAUCUUCACUGGCUACUAAAAUCUAUUUACUAGCCAAGUGAAUAACACCUCAUGUAUUACAUUCCUUAUAUGGUGAUUAAUUUAUAUUUAAAUAAUAUAAAAUUAAUCUCGUUAUACCACCACAACCCAAACAUAUAAACACUACCUAGAAAUAUCUGGAGUGUGAGUAAACUAAAAUAGUUAUUGAUGCCAACAUUGCUUUCUUUCAUUUUGUAGUGGACUGUAACAAAGGUAAAAUACAUUGCAUAUGACAAACUAUUAUAAAGUAUUACCGGUAGCUGUGAUUUACACCCAAACUUUUGAUGAUUUUAAGAUAUUGACUUUUGAUUUAUUUGUGAUUUAUGAUUAAUUAUUAAGUUUUACCAUUGCCUUUGCAAGCUGCAGAGACUUCUUGGCCUAUUGUAAAAUGUAAAGCCUGUAUUAGGCGUAUUUCAUAAUAUUGGUAAUACAGUAGACUCCCUCUUAUCCGGACUCCUCAGGACAGAGGCCAGUCCGGAUAACGGGUUUUCCGAUUAAACCGACGUCCAUAAAAACUCGUUAAAACGGACUGUUUACUGUGAUAUUUGACUUAAAUUUAGGAGAGCAUUGUAUUUAGACACGUGAUCACUGGUCUCAAAUCUUUCCCAAGAGAACAGUCGUUUUUGUACUGCCCACUUCCUGCCAAUCUAGUCCGGUUAAACCAAUGUGCUGAUAAAAAUUGUCCGGUUAAAGAGAUGUCAUUUCCGCCGAGUGUAGUCCGGUUAAACCGAUGUCCGGUUAAAAGGUGUCCGGAUAAGAAGGAGUCUACUGUAGUUUCAAAAUAGUUUCAAAAUUAGGUGAAAACCAAGAAACAAAUUAAUAGUAAACAACAAAAUGCACACUCUGCAAGGAGAUAACCUUAAAAUUAUCUCCAGCUGCUCCACAAGGAUGAUAAACCUAUUUUAACUAAAAAACUAUUAAGGAAUAUGUCCAAUCCAUCAAUCAUCAUCGAUUUGAAUUGCUUUAUUUUUCUCAAUUAUAUAAAUAAAAUGAAAAUGUUUUUCUUAAAUUAAAUUCCAUUUGUUUGCUUUGUACGUUACAAACCUGAAUAUUAUAUUUUCUGAUAGCCAAUUAAUAGUGUGGUAAAAGGGUAAUCUUUUUUUAAUUAAUUGUUCAAACCAGCAUUCUAACUCUGUGUUAAUUGUAUGUGAUGUUAAUGUUUAACUGAUAGGAAGGAAGCCUUAUGAAAAAAUGUAGAAAUUUUUCAGACCAAUUUACAAACAAUAUUGGUGUUUCCAUUCCAUUUUGUGUUAUCAUGCUAUUUAUUAACUGUAAAUAUUUUAAAUUUGUAUGUGUAUUUUUACAUUUUCUAGGAGAGAAAUGCAUUUAAAGUCCUAAAUUCAGAGGCUCAAGAAAGUCAUUAUAAAAUGUUGCUCAUGUAUUAAUAAUUAUAGUUUUUUUAUAAAUAUUUCAUAUGGUUAUACAAAAAAGGGUCGUAUUGCACCUUAUUCUGUAUAUACUUUGUUACUUUUAUAUAGAUUUAUUUUGUAUAU